CUUCAUUAACUUCAAAUCCCAAAGGAAUUUCUACAGAGAGUGAGAGAGAAAGUUGAAUUUCAAAGAGACGCAGACUAUAGAAAUGGGGAUGCGAGCGAACGUGCGCAGGGAGUUGGUGCUGCAAUUGUUGUUAACGCUUUGGAUUUGGGGAACUCUUCGAGUGAGUGAGGGAAUUUGGUUAAAUCUGCCGGCAUCGGGGACGAAGUGCGUUUCCGAGGAACUCCACACUAAUGUUGUCGUAUUAGCUGAUUAUGUUGUCGUUUCCGAGGACAACUCUCGCCUUCCCGCCAUCUCUAUCAAGGUGACGUCACCAUAUGGGAACAAUCUUCAUCAGAAGGAAAAUGUGACGCAUGGUCAAUUUGCAUUCACAACUCAAGAGGCUGGCAACUAUCUGGCUUGUUUCUGGGUGGGGGCCGAUAAUCAAGGAGGUGGAGAUGUAAGUGUCAACCUUGACUGGAAAACUGGAAUUGCAGCGAAGGAUUGGGAAUCAGUUGCAAGAAAAGAAAAGAUUGAGGGUGUUGAACUUGAGCUGAGAAAACUUGAGGGAGCAGUAGAGGCCAUCCAUGAGAAUCUACUCUAUCUCAAAAGCAGAGAAGCAGAGUUAAGGACUGUAAGCGAGACAACAAAUACUAGAGUAGCAUGGUUUAGUAUCAUGUCCUUGGGUCUCUGCAUCGUGGUCUCGGUUCUGCAGUUGUGGUAUCUGAAAAGUUUCUUCCGAAAGAAGAAGCUUAUCUAGAUAUUGCUAAUGAAUAGUAAAUUCCCCAGCUCUUUUAUUUUCCUUCAAUUCUUUUCUUUGUAUGUUGCAGAAGAAAAUUUUUGAUAAGAUGAAUAGAGAAUGUUAUUGUUCUCAUUGAAAGCGAGGCUCUUCAUCUUUAACGAUAUAGACUAAUGCAUCCUGUCAUUUUUGUUAA
Hevea brasiliensis (rubber tree) is the source of this 911-nucleotide messenger RNA. Its product is annotated as transmembrane emp24 domain-containing protein p24delta3-like. Gene Ontology annotation, biological process: Golgi organization; endoplasmic reticulum to Golgi vesicle-mediated transport; intracellular protein transport. The record is from RefSeq and is a predicted model, not a curated record. The transcript is spliced from 4 exons. Lineage: Eukaryota; Viridiplantae; Streptophyta; Magnoliopsida; Malpighiales; Euphorbiaceae. Gene Ontology annotation, cellular component: endoplasmic reticulum-Golgi intermediate compartment; COPII-coated ER to Golgi transport vesicle; endoplasmic reticulum. Bases 83 to 736 code for a protein of 217 amino acids.